Pollicipes pollicipes is the source of this 885-nucleotide messenger RNA. RefSeq names its product mitochondrial ribosomal protein L20 (gene mRpL20). Gene Ontology annotation, molecular function: rRNA binding; structural constituent of ribosome. The record is from RefSeq and is a predicted model, not a curated record. Gene Ontology annotation, cellular component: ribosome. NCBI's taxonomy places the organism in Eukaryota, Metazoa, Arthropoda, Thecostraca, Pollicipedomorpha, Pollicipedidae. Gene Ontology annotation, biological process: translation. The transcript has 5 exons. The coding region runs from base 177 to 623 and encodes 148 amino acids.
CAGCUUGGCGGGGCGUCGCUGUAUUACAUCUUUGAAAGAACAUUGGCGACAGCCUCGACGUCAAGGUUAAAUGCGUAAUUGGCACAUGCUUAUUUAAAAGUUUUCGGACGGAAUCGUUGUAAAUCUCUGCUUCUGUUGGCUAGCAGAGUUAAGGGCCACUAGUUUGACCAGACAAUAUGGUUUUCCUGACUGCUGCUACAUGGAUCCGAGCUGCCAAGCCGGACAAGUUUUGGCGGCGGCGCAGAACGUUCCGUUUGUCCGCUCACUACUAUGGGAGGGCCAGAAACUGCUACAAAGUGGCAAUCAUUAAAGUGGAGAAGGCGCUCCAAUAUGCGACGAAGGGGCGCAGGCAAAAGAAAAAGGACAUGACUGAGAUGUGGGAGCAUCGUCUGACUGCUGGCUGUCGGGAGCACGGCGCCUCGCUGCCCGUGCUCAGGGAGGGGCUGAUGCGGUGCAACAUCCUGCUCAACCGCAAGGUGCUCUCCGACCUCGCCAUCUGGGAGCCAAGGACAUUCAAGUCUAUCGUCGAUCUCUGCAAGGCCAAGGUCGCUGAGGACCGGCCACGCGGUUUGGCGGAUAUCCCUGACCGGCCGGACCACGUGAUCACGCGUGGAAUGUUGUAAACAUAACAUGGCGAGCUACGUGAUUGCAUUUGACGCCGUGGCUAUGCCCCUGGCAUAUUGCCUAUCAGCGUUGUGUUGAUAAAACUGUGUGAAGAAUGAAGGCUUGUGUCAUGCGAGCGAAGACGAUUCAUGUUUUGAAUGCUUUGCUGAUAGUCGUAGCAAUUGGCGCGGCCUCGUUCAUGAGCUACGAGAUGUUUUUUGAGUGGUUGCGUGAGUGCAGUGUCCUCACAUAUUAUGAGGAGAAAUAUAGCAGGGGAGUGCA